UCUCCACCUCCGGUUUCUCAAAGAACCGAAGCGGGCCCCUCGCUUUUUCCCCCGAAAUCAAGAGAAGUCCUCGGCCGCGAGGGCUUCUGAGCUUCGCCCUCUGGAUUCGCCCCCCCUCUUCUCCAUCUUGCUCUUAUAAUCCGCCAUCAAAACCCUCUCCUUCGCUGUCUCUGCGCUGCUCUCGGUCGCUCUCAUGGCUUCGGGGUCGCAGUUGGAAGCGAUUAAGGGGGCGAAGGUGCUGAUGGUGGGGGCCGGCGGAAUUGGCUGCGAGCUCCUCAAAACCCUCGCUCUCUCCGGUUUUCAGGAUAUUCACAUUAUUGAUAUGGACACUAUUGAAGUCAGUAACCUAAAUAGACAAUUUUUAUUUCGACAGUGUCAUGUGGGGCAAUCUAAGGCUAAAGUUGCUCGAGACGCUGUCCUAAAAUUUAGGCCUCACAUCAAUAUAACACCAUACCAUGCAAAUGUCAAGGAUCCUGAAUUCAAUGUGGAAUUUUUUAAGCAAUUUAAUGUGGUUUUGAAUGGUCUUGAUAACUUAGAUGCUAGACGACAUGUUAACCGCCUUUGCUUGGCUGCUGAAGUUCCUUUGGUUGAAAGUGGAACCACAGGGUUUCUGGGGCAGGUCACUGUCCAUGUCAAGGGUAAAACAGAGUGCUAUGAAUGCCAACCAAAACCAACCCCGAAGACCUAUCCUGUUUGCACCAUCACCAGCACUCCUUCAAAGUUUGUUCACUGCAUUGUUUGGGCAAAGGACCUGCUUUUUGCGAAGUUGUUUGGUGAUAAAAAUCAGGAGAAUGAUCUUAAUGUGCGUUCCAAUGAUGGCACCAAUUUAACAGCUCCUACAGAAGAUGUGUUUGAGCGAAGGACAGAUGAGGAUCCUGAACAGUAUGCUCGUAAAAUUUAUGAUCAUGUUUUCGGUUAUAACAUUGAAAUUGCAUUAGCUAAUGAAGAAACAUGGAAGAAUAGAAACAAACCUAGGCCUCUUUAUGUCAGAGAUGUAUUGCCAGACAACCUUAUCCAGCAAAAUGGAAGUUUGGAAAACUGUGUGACUGAGGAGUCAGUGGUGUCUUCUAUGUUGUCUCUUGGUCUAAAGAAUCCUCAGGAUAUUUGGAGUCUUUCUGAGAAUUCAAGGAUCUUUUUGGAGGCCUUGAGAUUAUUUAUUGAAAAACGACAGAAGGAUGUUGGGAAUCUGACUUUUGACAAAGAUGACCAAUUGGCUGUAGAAUUUGUGACUGCUGCAGCAAAUAUCAGGGCAUCUUCUUUUGGAAUUUCUUUGCAUAGUCUUUUUGAAGCUAAAGGUAUUGCUGGCAAUAUUGUUCAUGCUGUGGCAACAACAAAUGCUAUUAUUGCUGGUUUGAUAGUAAUUGAAGCAAUCAAGAUUCUCCAGGGUGAUUUUGAGAACUGCAGGAUGACAUAUUGUCUUGAACACCCAUCAAGAAAGAUGCUUUUAAUGCCAGUACAGCCAUUUGAGGCUAAUAAAUCAUGUUAUGUCUGUUCUGAGACACCCCUAAUUCUGGAGAUAAACACUCGAACCUCAAAGUUACGGGACUUUGUUGAGAAGAUAGCAAAAAACAAACUGGGCAUGAAUUCACCAAUGAUAAUGCAUGGCUCAACUCUCAUUUUUGAGGCUGGUGAUGAUUUAGAAGAAGAUGUUGCUGCCAAUUAUGCUUUGAACAUUGACAAGGCCUUAGCAGAACUUCCUGCUCCAGUUACCAGUGGGACUGUGCUCACAGUUGAGGAUCUUCGGCAGGAAUUGUCAUGCAAUAUAAACAUCAAGCACAGGGAGGAGUUUGAUGAGGAGAAAGAACCUGAUGGGUUGGUCUUGGUUGGAUGGAUAGCUCCUACCCAGAAAGACACUCGGCUUGUAAGCAAUGGCGAGAGUACAUCGACUGCACAUCCAGCUGUCACAGAAAUGGUAGAGAAUUCUGAUGAGGUUGGGAUAGCUCCAGCAAAACCUGGGACAAAGAGAAAACUAUCUGAAAUGUCAGAAAUAACAGACAAUGUUCAUGAUAUCACGCCUCGUUCAAGCCGUGAUGUCAAUGAUCAAGUAAAUCCUCAAGAAGUUGAGGACGACAAUGACGAUGUUGACGACGACAUUGUUAUACUUGAUGAGAACCCUGAAACAAGGAAGAAGAAGAGAUUACAGUAGCAUCUGUGCCAAUUAUUUCAAAUGACACGUCUUAUUCCAACCUGCUGCCAGUAAUCCAUUAACUGCUCUUGACCUGAUAGGAUUCUAAAUAUCAUCACUAACACAUCGUUCCAGGUGCAACAUCAAUGUAUUUAAUUGCUCAAAGAAAGUCCAUGGAGAUGGAAGUUCUUGUUUAAAAGCAUGGCAUAGAGAACGCGCCUCCACGGAGCUUUGGCAAGCAGAGCUGGACCGAUGAUAUUGAUUUUUUUUCUUUUGACAUUUUCAUUGGAGCAUGAAGAGCUGUUUUUUUUUAUGUGUAACAUGUUAACUCUUGUAACUUUGUAACUAAUUAAAUUAUGUUUUUGCAGUUCCAUUUAGGUGUAAUCAAACAGUUAAAAAUGUGGGAUUAGGUACUUGUAAGUUACAUUGGCUGUUAUAUUAUUAUCAUGUUGCCUGACAAAGAGAAAAGCUCAAAAAAAUCA
Phoenix dactylifera (date palm) is the source of this 2607-nucleotide messenger RNA. Its product is annotated as SUMO-activating enzyme subunit 2-like. The record is from RefSeq and is a predicted model, not a curated record. Gene Ontology annotation, cellular component: cytoplasm; SUMO activating enzyme complex. Gene Ontology annotation, biological process: protein sumoylation. Lineage: Eukaryota; Viridiplantae; Streptophyta; Magnoliopsida; Arecales; Arecaceae. Gene Ontology annotation, molecular function: SUMO activating enzyme activity; ATP binding.